Molecule: messenger RNA, 1824 nt
Organism: Lecanosticta acicola
Lineage: Eukaryota; Fungi; Ascomycota; Dothideomycetes; Mycosphaerellales; Mycosphaerellaceae
Source: the annotation of a GenBank genome assembly
AUGGCCAACCAAGAAGCCGGAGAAGACCAAUACGGCACGUUCCAGAACCUCACCACCAACAACUACAACCUCAAGAUCUACUGGACCCCCGUCACCGCCGCCACCAUUAUCAUCAAGGACGCCGCCGAGCAGGGCUACCACUCCAAGAACACGCCCGAUCCCGCCCGCCUGGUGCGCCUCGGCCGUAAGCUCGGCCUUGUCGUCGGCAACGAAGACUUCCUCGCCAAGUGUUUCCGCUCUACCCUCGACAAGGUCAAGGCUGAGGUCAAGGCCGAGAAGCUCAAUCCCGUCUUGGACAAGUUCAGUAUCGACGGCAAGGAAAUUCAGCGUUGGCGCAAUGUCAGCACCACUUGCUUCGCGGGAGACUGGAAGGUCAGCCAUGGAGUGCAGAAGGUUGGCCUUGGUGUCGAUUGGGCGGUGCGUGAGGAGGUCAAGUUCCACACCCUCACGGAGCGUGUCCUGAUUGAGACUGCCGUGGAGCACUUCCUGUUGGGGAUGAAUGGGAUGCGCAUUCCGAACCACCUGAAGGGUGCUGUGCCGAUCCACGAGGGCGGUGCGAGUGCUCAGCUUCAGGCUCCCUCAGCUCAGCAGCCGUUCCAGCAAGCCAACGCCAUGGCCCCGCAGGAGAGCCACCAGCAGCAGCGAGCCAACGACCUUCAGCUCCAGGUUGGCAACCUCCAGGCUCAUGUCUUGAGCUUGGAUACCCAAUUGAACGACGCCAAAGCCUCUCAGCAGCAGGGCGUUGUCGACAGCAACGAGCAGCACAAGGCCGUCGUCAACGAGCUUCAUGCGUCCAUUGCAAACUUGACCCGCGAGCGUGACACUGCCGUCAACAACAUCACAGCCCAGCAGCAGACCACCAUCAACCAGCUUCGUGGUGCUAUCGGGAACUUGACUCGCGAGCGUGAUGCUGCCAUUCAGAACAACGCCACCCAGGAGCACACCACCAUCAGCCAGCUUCGUGGUAACAUCGCCAACCUGACCCACGAGCGUGAUGCUGCCUUGCAGCACAACACCACCCAGCAGCAGACCAACGAAGAGCAAGUCAACCGCCUCAGCCAGAAGGAGGGCGAAGUCGAUCGUCUGCAGGAAGAAUUGAAGGAAGCCAAGAAAGCCAACGCCGCCAAGCAGCAUGCCCACAAGGUCGACGUCGAGCAUCUUCAGGGAGUGGUGAGGGCAGUGAAGGCGGCCUACGAGGAGCUCGCCAAUCAGCGCAACGUCGGAGCCAACACCAAGCAGACCGAUGAUAUGAAGCGUCUCUACCAGCUCCUCAGCAAUGUGACUCGCGAGCGGGACAACGAGAAGCAGAACGCCAUGCUCAUUCGUGAAGAAGCCAAGGCCGAUACUGAGCAUUUGAGAGCGGAGAACUCCCGUCUUCAGAUGGAGAUGAACCAGCGUGACGCUGUCCCAAAGGGGAAACUCUACCUGUCGAAGCGUGAGACGACCCCAGCUGACUCCGGAUACGGCGGUUCGACCUUCGGAUACGGUCCUGGUGGUUCGUCUUCCGGGUCUGGCCUUCGUCGCUUUGCGGUUCCUCCGGCGGCUCUUCCUCCGAAGCAGUACCUCAACCAAGACACACCGACUCCUCUCUUCAAGUACGGCUCUCCCUAUGGGACUAUUUCCCGGCUGCCUUCUUUCGGCAUCCGCUCGCCCAUUCCGGAGAUGCCAGGGCGAUUUGGAACGUCUCAAGACGGACUCGAUUCGUGCAGCGCAUCAUCCGUGAGCGAGUCUUCGAAGAUCGCUCGCAAGGCUCGCAAUAGUGCUGAUGCGUGGACUUUUGGCGUGGGCCUCAUGGAGGAGCAGGGCAUGAUCGGUCGUGAAUAA